This is a messenger RNA of Dermacentor silvarum, 1605 nucleotides long. RefSeq lists its product as uncharacterized. The transcript is spliced from 12 exons. Lineage: Eukaryota; Metazoa; Arthropoda; Arachnida; Ixodida; Ixodidae. Gene Ontology annotation, molecular function: gamma-tubulin binding. Gene Ontology annotation, biological process: microtubule nucleation; mitotic cell cycle. Bases 6 to 1529 code for a protein of 507 amino acids. Gene Ontology annotation, cellular component: pericentriolar material; centriole; ciliary basal body. The record is from RefSeq and is a predicted model, not a curated record.
CGUGCAUGUGUUGUCAGUUUAGCCACCAGGACAGCCACACCAUGUGCGUUGGUCUCUUGGAUGGCACUGUGCAGCUGCUCAAGAACGGCAAGACCUCAUACUCCUACCGGCCACACGAGGAGAAGGUGACGCACAUCUCAUUUAGCAGCAAUGACAGCUCUGUGGCCAGCGGGGCGUAUGACGGCAGCGUGGCCCUGCUGUCUCUGGACAUCAAGAGCACCAAGAUGCUCAAUGAACCAACCGGAAAGGCAGUGGUUGGGUUGCAGUGGUCACCGCACAGUCCCUUCAAGCUGGUGACCACUGCGAUGGAUGGCUUGCUCUACAUUUGGGACACAAGCACCAGGUGCUUGAAGAGCCGGCACUGCCUGCAUCCCCGGCUUGGUGCGAGCAGCCUGACGCUGUCACCUGUAAGCGAGUCGCUAGUGAUCACGGUCGGCCACGACAACCGCCUAGUCCUGUUCGACAUGCGCAUGGCCAGGGAGGAGUCAUUUGUGUGCACUCCAGAGACCCUGGAGUCGGUUGCAUUCUUGCCAGAUGGCCAGCGCGUGGUAGGUGGGGCCACGUCGGGGAGCGUCUACCUGUAUGACCUACGUCACACCCGACAGACGCCACCUAGCAUGCUUGGCACCCACAUGAAGCCAGUCACGGCCAUAGCCACCAUGAACAGUGUACAGGCAGAAGAGCAGAUGAUGGCAUUGGCAAGUACCAUUGCUGCCAGCGAGGAAGCUUUAGCUUCCUCCAGCAGUGGUCGAGUUCAGCGAGACAUCGAACGUCCACUGUGGUUGCUCCUGGGCUCGGAUAUGGAGGCCGCAGGUGAUCUCGGGAUGGAUUCAACAUUAAGUGCUGAGUCGCCAACCAGCCCCAGAGAUGCACCCCACUCGGCUCUCACGCCUGGUGAUGGCUUCCAGGAGGCGGCAGAUUGUUGCAUCCUGGAUGCGUCGUGGGUUUCCACGCACAGUUCAACCACAAGUCUGCGUGAUCCACCUUUUCGCCUCAGCGAUAUCCUGCCAGUACUGAACGAUUCGUUGCCAGACCCCGAGAUGGGGAGUACCUCUAUGACAAGGUUGUCAGUGAAGUCGGCACUUCAGGAGAAGAGCCAGGCAGCAGCUGUACCUGCAGGGUCGCCCCACGUGAAUGGCAGCUCGAGUUCAGUGCCCAAUGGUCACUCAACGAGCUGGGACGCUUCUUUGGCAUCGAGCAGCUCCGCGCCAUCAAUGCCUGACGAACUCUUGCAAAACGUACAGGUGGAGGGGGCAGCUGCGAUGGACGUGAAGAGGCAGCCUGAUGAUCUCACGCUGGCAGAGUGCCUGCGUCGUCUGGAAGGCAUGAUGGCAAGCCACGACCGGAAUACGGAAGACCUGUUAGCAGAGCAGAAGCGCUACAUUGACGCUCACCUUCGUCACAUACACAUCCAAGUGACCAUGAUGGGGCACUCAUUCAUGCGGGACAUACGAGGCAUGCUCCAGGAGGUGUUCGAUGAAGUGGCAGCGCUGCGAGCCGACAUAGCAGCACUGCGCAAUGAUGUUUAGUGCAGCCAGUGCCCUUGUAAAUAGUUUUUUUUUACCAUUUUAUGUUUUACAUGUAAUAAAGAUGUUUAUUUAAAGA